AGAGAGAGAGAGAAGUCUCUAUCUAUAUAACAAAACAAACAACAAUAAUAAUAUGAGUUUUUGAGUUGAAAAUUGAAGUUUUAGAGAGAGAAACUAGAGAGAGAGCAUGGGAAGGCCUCCAUGCUGUGAUAAAGUGGGCAUCAAGAAGGGUCCUUGGACUCCAGAAGAGGACAUCCUUCUUGUCUCUUACAUUCAACAACAUGGCCCUGGUAAUUGGAGAUCUGUUCCCACUAACACUGGUCUCCUGAGAUGCAGCAAAAGUUGCAGGCUCAGGUGGACCAAUUAUCUUAGACCGGGAAUCAAGAGAGGUAACUUUACUCCUCAUGAAGAAGGAAUGAUCAUCCACUUGCAAGCUUUAUUGGGUAACAAAUGGGCUGCAAUAGCUUCGUAUCUUCCACAAAGGACGGAUAAUGAUAUUAAAAACUAUUGGAACACUCACUUGAAGAAGAAGCUCAAAUCUGCUUUUGAAGAUAAUAAUUCUCCUCAUACUUCCAAAGCUUCAGAUCAUCACUCAACAACUUCUGAAUUUUUCUCAAAGGGUUUCUUUAGUGAUUCUUCUUCCAAGAGGACAACCUUGGAUUUCGAUUCCGCCACCUCCUCCUCCGCCGCCUCAUGUUUCGGCAUGAAUCGAUCCUCCACCGCUUCGCCGUCGUCGUCAACUUAUUACUCGAGUGCCGAGAAUAUCUCGCGCCUACUCGAAGGAUGGAUGAGAUCUUCUCCAAAGAAAAACGAUGAGAAUGACAACGAUAACAACAACGAGAAUUUAUUCUAUUUUCACGAGAAACAAAGUCAUGAUGGAGAUUGUCCCAUGGUUUCCAUCCAAGGCUUAAAACCGAAAACCGAGCAAGAUGGCGGCGACGGGUUAGCAGUCGGGAAGGAGAUCGAGUCGUCCAUCGCAUCGGCCGAGAACUUGAACAAUGAUGACAAUAAUUUUGAAGUUGGUAAGAUGAAGAAGAAGAUGAGUUAUGAAAGUUGUGAGAAUGAUAAUAUUAAGCAAAAUAGAAGUGAAAAUAACAAUCAAAAUAAUCCUCCAUUGUCAUUUCUUGAGAAAUGGCUGCUUGAUGACACUGCUGUUCAAGUAGAGGAGAUGAUGGCAUUGUCACCAAUGUUCUAACAACUUUGUUAUUAUUAUUAUUUUUUUCAAUUUAAACUUUUUUCAAUUUUAGGGUUUGACUACAAUGGGAGAUCAAUUGAAGAGAGAUGUUCUUUUUCUCUCAAAAAAAAAAUGUGAUAAUAUUUAGAUUUAA
Benincasa hispida (wax gourd) is the source of this 1247-nucleotide messenger RNA. RefSeq names its product myb domain protein 60 (gene MYB60). NCBI's taxonomy places the organism in Eukaryota, Viridiplantae, Streptophyta, Magnoliopsida, Cucurbitales, Cucurbitaceae. Gene Ontology annotation, biological process: response to auxin. The record is from RefSeq and is a predicted model, not a curated record.